Molecule: messenger RNA, 444 nt
Organism: Puccinia triticina
Lineage: Eukaryota; Fungi; Basidiomycota; Pucciniomycetes; Pucciniales; Pucciniaceae
Exons: 2
Coding region: 1-444 (147 amino acids)
Source: RefSeq, a predicted model, not a curated record
AUGUCUAGAUCUCCGGGCGACCACGAACGAUCAAUGGCUCUGUUCAUUCCCAAUUAUACCCACAUGGCUCUCAGCCUCACCACAAUCUUGUCAGGCUCCAGUACCACUACCUGGAGCUCAGUCUUCUCGUUCAAGUCACUGUGCCAGUGCGUCGCUCAACGUAAAGCAAAACCGACAUCGAACCGCAAAACGGACAGGAUCUCGAGCCGACUUUCGAGGACCCGGCGCGGCGCCCCACAACCUAUCAGCCGCGCUCGUCGCAGCUCUCCCAUCGUUCACGAGUCUUCCCAAGAUCUUCGUCGCCAGAUGGUCCGGGAGGUGACCGGCAACCGGCCAUUCAAAUCUCUCCGCGCAUAUUCCGAUACCCGGGUCCCUCAAUCUGUUACUCCACCAUCCUCACCUCCUGCUCCUGGACACACCACCAACCCGGCAGAACUCGGCUGA